AUGCCUGUUACUAAAUCUUUACCUAAGCUUCAAAAAAAUAUGAAGGGCAAGAAACAGACGGUUCACCCAAGAGGACGGAAGUUCAAACAGUUGGUUAAAGCUACUCUUCGUGAAGAAAAAGUUCAGAAUAAGAAACGGUCAUAUAACCAAAAGAAAUCCAGUGAACUCACUCGUAUUAAGUUUGUUCAGGAUAUAAUAAAUACUGAUGAUAUGAAAAAUGUAGAAACAUUUGACAAUAAAAUGACUUUAGUUAUUAUUGAUGAAUUUAUCAAUCGGGAUGAUCAUGAGCUCAAUGAGUUGAUUUCUAAAAGAAGGGCAAAUAGACCACCUACCAACAGACAGCAAAUGCUAGAAAACAAAAAGAAUGUUGAGUUAGAAGAAUUCAAAACUGGGUUCCUAUGCCCUGACCUAACGGAUGCAAAAAACGUCAGUUUCCUAAGAAACUGGAAUGGCACUUUUGGUGCACUAUCCACAUUAAAAUUAAUUAGGUUGAACAACAAAGGUGAAAAAGUGGUCGGAGGUAAUAAUCCAAAAGGGCAGUCUGACGACGUUAAAAUGGAGUAA
Eremothecium cymbalariae DBVPG#7215 is the source of this 564-nucleotide messenger RNA. RefSeq names its product Tma16p (gene TMA16). Gene Ontology annotation, cellular component: nucleus. NCBI's taxonomy places the organism in Eukaryota, Fungi, Ascomycota, Saccharomycetes, Saccharomycetales, Saccharomycetaceae. The coding region runs from base 1 to 564 and encodes 187 amino acids. The transcript has a single exon. The record is from RefSeq and is a predicted model, not a curated record.